CAUGUGGCUGCACCUGCAACCCUAUCUCGAACUCGCCCGUGCCCCGAUGUCGAGCAGCAUCUUCCUCUGUUCGGCCCAAGUGCGCUAUGCCAGCCUCCCGGCGCCUCUCCGGCAGCCGGGCCGCCACGCCCGGCUUCCCCCGGCGGCUCCGGCGUUCGUCUCUCACGGCAGCCAUCGCCCUCCUCCCCUCCACUGGACUGGCUCCGGGAUUCGGAUGAUCUCUUCUUCCUUCGUGCUCGCAGGAAGAAGACGCAGAAAUGGUAUCUGCGCUUCUUUAUUUGGCGUUGGAGCUCCUGAAGCUCUGGUCAUUGGAGUGGUUGCUUUGCUGGUUUUUGGGCCCAAGGGUCUAGCAGAGGUAGCCAGGAAUUUGGGGAAGACUUUGCGUGCUUUCCAACCAACUAUUCGGGAGCUACAGGAUGUAUCAAGGGAUUUCAGGAGCACCCUUGAAAGAGAAAUCGGACUUGAUGAGGAUCCACCGUCCACGAGCUAUAGGCCUCCACCCACAAAUAACAGCCAACCACCUGCUGUCAACCAAGAUGUCAAGCCUGAAACAGCUGUGCCUUACACCAGCGAGGAACUCAUGAAAGUAACUGAAGAACAGUUGGCUGCAUCCGCAAUUGCUGCCUGGAAUGCGCAGCAACCUCCCUCAUCUGAACAGCAAGAAACAGCAGCAGCACCUUCGCAAAGUAGUGACACAGCAUCAUCAGGAGAGGGUGAUGGUGCUGUGACGAACGAGUCCAACUCAAGCAAUACUGAGAAGGUGAAACCGAGAGAUGAGGCGUAGCAAUAAAAACAGAAAAAUAUAUCAAAUGCAGAGUAGAGGAGGGUGAAAGCUUUGGUUUCAACUGGUUCUAGAAAAUCGAACGAAAAUGUUCUGGUUUUCCACAUGGUGAGGUGUGUUGGCCAGGUCAUGAGUGAUUCCGAGGCUUCGAGUAGUAGCGGCUUGGUCUGUUUUGCUAUGCUGUUGUGUAGCAUCGAGAGAUAGGUAGGUGAUGUAAGAUUGAGCUGUGUAUAUCCUGGUCGUCCCUCAAACUUCUUGUUUUGCCAUGGCUGUUACGACCUGCCUAUACCAUAUUUGUCAUUGUGUAUGGUGAACAGAUAGAUUUUGAAGGGAUUGAUAUAUGUCCAUGAUUUGUGCGCUAA
Molecule: messenger RNA, 1143 nt
Organism: Lolium perenne
Lineage: Eukaryota; Viridiplantae; Streptophyta; Magnoliopsida; Poales; Poaceae
Product: sec-independent protein translocase protein TATB, chloroplastic
Biological process (GO): protein transport by the Tat complex
Cellular component (GO): membrane
Source: RefSeq, a predicted model, not a curated record